Messenger RNA from Cuculus canorus (common cuckoo), 5298 nucleotides. It is a transcript of the gene WDHD1, whose product is annotated as WD repeat and HMG-box DNA binding protein 1. Lineage: Eukaryota; Metazoa; Chordata; Aves; Cuculiformes; Cuculidae. Gene Ontology annotation, molecular function: chromatin binding; protein binding. Gene Ontology annotation, cellular component: nuclear replication fork. The transcript has 27 exons. The record is from RefSeq and is a predicted model, not a curated record. Gene Ontology annotation, biological process: DNA repair; DNA-templated DNA replication; mitotic cell cycle. The coding region runs from base 115 to 3480 and encodes 1121 amino acids.
CUCUUCCUCCCCGCCCUCCAUGACGGCGCCAGGCCCGCCCCGCCGCCAGCGCGGGAAGCAGCCGGGAGCGGAGACGGCCCUUCGGCUGCCCUCGGUGAACAGGUGGGAGCCAAGAUGCCUUCUGCACAGAAGCCGAUGCGCUACGGCCACGCUGAGGGCCACACCGAGGUCUGCUUUGAUGACACUGGAAGCUGCAUCGUAACCUGUGGCAGUGAUGGAGAUGUUAGGAUUUGGGAAAACCUGGAUGAUGAUGAUCCCAAGUCCAUUACUGUGGGAGAAAAGGCCUAUUCAUUCGCUCUGAAGAAUGGAAGACUGAUCACAGCGGUAUCGAACAAUACUGUUCAGAUACACACAUUUCCCGAAGGAGCUCCAGAUGGCAUCCUUACUCGUUUCACCACGAACGCAAACCACGUCAUCUUUAAUAAUGACGGUACCAAGAUUGCUGCUGGAUCGAGUGACUUCAUGGUCAAAGUUGUGGAGGUGACUGAUAGCAGCAAGCAGAAAACGUUCCGAGGGCACGAUGCUCCUGUUUUAAGCCUGUCUUUUGACCCCAGGGAUGUUUACCUGGCAUCAGCGAGCUGUGAUGGCUCUGUCAGAGUGUGGAAAAUUGCAGAUCAGACCUGCGUGACAAGCUGGCCACUGCUGCAGAAGUGUAAUGAUGUGAUAAAUGCUAAAUCAAUAUGCAGGCUUGGCUGGCAACCUGGCAGCGGGAAGUUGCUGGCGAUUCCUGUAGAUAAAGCUGUUAAACUGUACAGAAGAGAAACCUGGGAUAGUCAAUUCGAUCUAUCAGAUAAAGCCAUCACACAGCCCUUAAAUGUUGUGGCCUGGUCUCCUUGUGGGCAGUACUUGGCAGCUGGAAGCGUGGAUGGGAAUGUGGUGGUGUGGAAUGUGGAAACCCAGGAGUGCAUAGAGAGAAUGAAGCAUGAGAAGCGUUACUCAAUUCAUGGCCUGGCAUGGCACCCUAAGCACAGGCAAAUUGCUUAUACGGAUAAUGAAGGAAAUCUGGGCUUGCUGGAAAAUAUCGGUGAUGGAAACAAACCAAAUGACAAGGUUGCCAGUGCAGCGACAAAAGACUACAAUGACCUCUUUGAUGGAGAUGACGACGACUAUUUAAACGGAGAAAUGAUUGAACCGAUGUCUUCCCCGAAGGCUGGAGCUAAUGAAGAUGAUGGGGAUGAUGAUGACCUUAUGCCAACUUCAGGCCGUCUGAGACGGACGAUAAUUGAUGAUGAUGAUAACUCACUAGAUAUCGGGUUGAUAAAAGCUAGUUCUAAUCUCCUUGAAAAGGAAGAUAAUGAUGAUGAUGAUCAGGCCGGUGGCUUUACAGCUUUGCCACCAUCAUCUACACAGCAGCCGUUCUAUGAUGGGCCGAUGCCAACCCCCAAGCAAAAGCCAUUCCAGUCUGGCUCCACUCCUACACAUCUCAUGCAUCGCUUCAUGGCAUGGAAUUCUGUUGGUAUCAUUCGCUGUUACAAUGAUGAACAAGACAAUGCUAUAGACAUUGAAUUCCAUGACACCUCCAUACAUCAUGCCACACACCUGCCGAACUCUCUGAAUCACACGAUGGCUGACCUCUCUACGGAAGCCGUUUUACUGGCUUGUGAGAGUACAGAGGAGCUCGCAAGCAAGCUCCACUGCAUUCAUUUUACCUCAUGGGAUGCAAACAAGGAGUGGACGGUGGAUAUGCUGAAGGAUGAAGACAUUGAGGCCAUCUGUCUCGGUCAAGGCUGGGCCGCUUGUGCCACUAGUGCCUUGCUAGUUCGUGUGUUUACAGUUGGAGGAGUUCAGAAAGAGAUCUUCAGCCUCCCUGGUCCAGUGGUGUCCAUGGCAGGACAUGGAGAGCAGCUGAUCAUUAUUUAUCAUAGAGGUACAGGGUUUGAUGGGAACCAGUGUCUUGGAGUACAGCUCAUGGAGCUAGGGAAAAAGAAAAAGCAAAUUUUGCAUGGAGACCCUCUUCCUCUUACAAAGAAAUCAUAUUUGACGUGGGUUGGAUUCUCCGCAGAAGGGACCCCGUGUUACGUGGAUUCUGAGGGAAUUGUGCGGAUGUUGAACCGAGGACUUGGCAAUACUUGGAUUCCAGUGUGUAACACGAGAGAGCACUGCAAAGGAAAAUCCGAUCAUUACUGGGUAGUUGGCAUCCAUGAAAAUCCCCAGCAGCUCAGGUGUAUUCCUUGUAAAGGAGCCCGAUUCCCUCCUACGCUCCCCCGGCCUGCUGUAGCAAUAUUGUCUUUUCAACUUCCUUACUGUCAAGUCACAACGGAAAAGGGACAGAUGGAGGAGCAGUACUGGCGUUCUGUUGUAUUUCACAACUACGUGGAUUACUUAUCAAAAAAUGGCUAUGAGCUUGAUGAAAAUGCUAAAAGCCGGUCGGUGAAAGAACAGCAAGAGCUUUUAAUGAAGCUGUUUGCCCUUUCCUGUAAACUGGAGCGUGAGUUCCGUUGUGUGGAACUUGCUGACCUCAUGACACAAAACGUUGUGAAUUUAGCUAUCAAGUACGCUUCUCGCUCCCGAAGACUAAAUUUAGCUCAGCGGCUCAGUGAAAUGGCUGUAGAGAAAGCAAACGAGUUGGCAGCAGCACAGGAAGAUGAGGAGGAGGAAGAGGAUUUCCGAAAGCAUUUGAAUGCUGGUUACAGCAACUCUGCCACGGAGUGGAGUCGGCUGCCGGUCAGGAAUGUUCAGCAGGACCAAGAAAUGGAAGACACUGAGGAAGCUGAUGCCUAUGAGGAAGCAGAAGAAACGCCAGAAGUCCAUAAACAAAGGCCAAAUCCUUUCUCCAAAGGUGUCACUUCCACAGAGGUGACUACUCCAAAGUCUGUUGUAAUUGCAUCAAGUGGCCAAGGACGAGUGAAUCCCUUUAAGGUGUCAUCCAACAAAAAGGACCCACUCGUACCCUCGGCAAAUGUUCUAGACACUAUGACCAAAUAUUCAAAGAAAAAUACUUUGUCCAGCAGUCGAGGUGUAAACAAGCAGAACCCUCCAGUUAUAAAGCCUCUGAUUCCAAAACCUAAGUCCAAGCAGGCUUCAGCAGCCUCCUUCUUCCAGGCUCGGACACCUAACUCUAGUGAAAAAACAGGAGAAGAAAAAGCAGGAAAUGAGUCCCAUGAAGUCAAAGUCACCACACAGGAGAACACUGAAAACAAAAGGCCAAAGACAGGAUUCCAGAUGUGGCUAGAGGAGAACAGAGCAAACAUUUUGGCAGAUAAUCCUGAUCUGGAUGAAGCAGAAGUAAUAAAAGAAGGAAUGAGUCGAUUUAGAGGGCUGUCGUCAGAAGAAAGAAUGGUGUGGACUGAGAAAGCAAAAGGAGGAGCAGUUAAUGAUUUAUCAGAAGAUAAAAAGCGGAAGCGUCCAACAGCUGAUGAAGAUGAAACAGAAAAGAAUCAGGAGCAGAAAUCGGAAGAGUCAAAUUUAUCGAAAAAAACAAAGCCUUCAGAUCAAUCGACAAAUGUGAGAUUGUCAGCCUUUGCAUUCAAGCAAAGCUGAGCAAGGUGGGAUCUUCGCGGCACCUGCUUUUUGGAAGCACCAGAGGGAGAGUGUGUUUCCAAGUCUCCUUGGAGCCUUCUCUUCUCCAGGAUGAACAAGCCUGACUCUCUCAGCCUGUCGUCAUAGCAGAGGUGCUCCAGCCCUCGGAUCAUCUCCGUGGCCUCCUCUGGACUCACUAUAACAGAUCCAUGUCCUUCCUGUGCUGAGAACUCCAGAAGUGAACGCAGGAGUCCAGGUGGGCUCUCACCAGAGCAGAGCAGAGGGGCAGAACCCCCUCCCUCUCCCUGCUGGUCCCACUGCUUUGGAUGCAGCCCAGGACACUGGCUGCGAGUGCACUGUCUGUUUUGCAGCAGUGCUGGGUGGGUGGGUAUCUGCUGCUGCAAAUAGCUGCUCCCACAAAGCAUCCAAAGUCCUUUUGGCUCCUGUAAGAGGGAGGAAGCAUCCAAAACAAACUUCCCCAAGAGUUUUCUGAGAGCUGGACAUUGCAAUCAUGUUGCUCUUCUGAAUAAACAUGGCAAAGGUCUGUCUUAAAGGGAGGCUCCUGGAUUUAUUGGCUGUUUUCAUGGAAAUCCUUGGGGCCAUCAGGCUCUACCCUGCAAGUCCUUGCUUCCUAUUUGCUUUUCUCCUCGUUUAAUUUUUGCUGUAUAAUGGUUGUGGGUUUCAGCAGACCCAAUGUCCUCAGCCUUGGGGUCACAGUCUGGAUCUCACUGCUAUCCCCAUGGCUGGUGAGAGGUAGCCAAACUGUUUGGAAGAGCAGAUUGAAACCUGGUGUCAGAGCUGCCUGGCUGUGAUGGUGAUUGCAGCAGCGAUUUUUAAUUAUGAAACAGUUGCUGUGGUCCACAGCAAUAAAAUAACCAGCCAACAGGGGCUAUCGAGAUCAUGGAAGGGAGUACCUGGCUGCUUUUAUGCUGGGAAGAUCAUCUCCCAGCUAGGCUGCUCUUAUGUUUCUUUCAUCAAAUAUGGGGUUUGUUCUAUUACACAGCUCCAGGCAGAACUGCAAAUAUCCCUCUGGCACCUGGAGCCUUCCAGGGAGCUGCACUGAGCCAGCCAGGAGCGGGGCGUGCUCAUCCAGGAAAAGCAUCGGCAGGACAGCCCUAUGUACAACUUUCAGUUCAGGUGGAAAUGAAAUGCCAAACCAAAAAUGAGUAGAAAAUGUGGAAUGGAUUUCCAAGUGAAAACAGUUAACGCAAAUCAACUUCUCCACAUGCUCCGUGUGUGAGUCUGUCAUCCUCUUCUCUUUAAUUGUGUUAUUUGACCUUAAAAAUAAUCCCUUUCUUAUCCAUGAAGAAGAAAGUCAGGUUAAAAAAGUAGCUUAUGAAAACAGACAGCAGUCUGCAAGAGGAUCUUGCUGAAUAUUUGUGCGUAUGGCAUUUUGUUGUUGGCAGUUUUGUUACCUCUGUUGCUUCUCUUGCUCCAUAUCUCACCCACAGAUGCUCUUUGUUGGAAGGAUGCAGAUACUAAACCCCACAAAAUAGUGCCAAAAUGAUGGGUAGAUUCUUAACAGCUUUUCAUGGAGAGCAUAACCCAAAGGAGUAAGCACCCACCUCUCUCCUUCUGCAGCUGACAGAGCAUUCCAAGCCCUUUGUCUUACGAAAACACCUAUGAAUUACCUAUGAGGUGUGCUGGAGCUUUGCUGAUCUCUUGGACUUCAGAGGGAGCACUGGAUCCACUGGAAGCUCAGCAUUUAUUCAGAGAAAGAACAUUGGUAUUAUAAAUACAUAAAAUAUCUGCUCACCUCCGAAAGAAGAUUUUCUUUGGUUUUUCCUGUAUUUGCUCAAUGAUAUCAUUUUGCCAUUAAAGAUAACAAUGCCGCAACAG